This is a messenger RNA of Knipowitschia caucasica, 1407 nucleotides long. Lineage: Eukaryota; Metazoa; Chordata; Actinopteri; Gobiiformes; Gobiidae. The record is from the annotation of a GenBank genome assembly.
AUGGAGACAGAUGCUGAUGCUGAGCUGGACCCGGACACUGAUGACCUCCCUCUCAGAGCAAACAUUGAACACAUCCUUGUCAGGCACUAUGUUCUGGACCUGACGGUUCACCUUGACAGGAGAGUGAUCAGUGGGAAUGUGGUGCUAUUUCUGGAGCCGAAUGGCACUGAGGCUGGAGCUUUAGUGGAGGCUGACGACCAAAGAGGAAUAGCUUCAGCUAAAGAUGUGGAGAAGCCCAGAGCUUCCAGUAAAAAAGCCUCUUCACACUCGUGGGAAAGCAGCGGUGGCGGGGAAGAUUUCACCUUGGUGCUGGAUUGCUGCGACCUGUCCGUGUCAAAGGUGGAGGAAGUGGACAUAACCUCCGUGUCGGGGUGGCCUGGCUGCUCAGCGCGGACAGAUGAGGUCACACUUCACAGGCCUGGGUCCACUCUCGCACAGACAAUCAUGUCCCUGCCUUCCGAGCGCUGGAAAUUGCAGCACCAGCUCUACUCGCAGUGCAGCUCGGCCCCCAGUGUGCAAGACCAAGAGCAGCUACGGUUUUUCACUGACCGAUGGAGUUUACAGGUGCGAAAAAGAGGAGUUCGGUCACCACAUAAUUUUCCACAAGUUCUGAGGAUCUUCUAUGAGACCACACCAACAGGGGGCUCUUUGAGGUGGACUCAAGAUCAGGAUCUCAGGUCGUGUGUGUACACCGCUGGUUCUCCCAUCAACAACCGUGCAUUGUUCCCGUGCAUGGAGCCUCCUGUUGCCAUGUCGACGUGGCAGGCUGUUUUGAGGGCCCCUGCUGAGUGUGUGGUUCUGAUGAGUGGAGAGGAGCAGGCGGUGCCAAGGCAGGAGUCUAGUUCAGGCUUCCUAAUCUGGUUUUAUUAUGUGACUAUGCCCAUGCCGGCCUCCACAUUGGCGUUGGCGGUGGGCCAUUGGCACCUGGUCCCCACGGCCUCAAACUGUGCUUCAAGCUCAAACAAAGCAGAGAACUCUGCACCAGGAGAGGGCUGCAGUGAUGUGGCAGACUCGCUUCAAAUUCACAGUGAAAGCCAGACCACCCGCUCUGAGUUUGCAUUUUGCCGUUCUUCCCCGGAGGAUGAAGACCCAGUGCUAACCGAUUAUUCAGGCCCACUGGAUGACGGCAUCUCCUGUUCCCAUGGAGACUACCCCUGCCGAUUCUCCGAGCAGCGAGCCAUGUCCCAGCAGGAGAUUCCACACCGUGUGUUUGCCCCCCUCUGCCUGCUGCAAAGGGCCCAGUUGGUCCUUAAUCUCCUCCCUCGGUGUUUGGCUGCUGCUCACAGUGUCCUGGGAGGUCAUCCAUUUUCUCGCCUUGACGUCCUCAUUGUCACCGCUGGGUUCUCUAGUUUGGGCAUGGCCAGAACUCCACCUCCUCCCUCAAUGCGGGUGGCUCUGUCCGACUGA